CGCCACUCCGUCGCCCAAUUUCUUCAACGUUGCGGCUUGCAAUAUAAGAAUAUCACACUCGACGAAGCGUGGUUAUCCGAAUGCUCUAAGGAAGCCAUCAACCGUGGCUAUCCAAUGGACGCCAUCCAGCCAUACAUGGCUGUUGGCGUGGCCAUAAUGUCCAACGCUUACAUCCACCUCCCAGACCAUGCAACCAAGAUAUGGAUCUGCCUCUUCACCGCCGUAUGCACUUGCAUCGACGACAUGACCAAGUCAGAAGAUCUAGUGCAUUUGUACCGUUUCAACGAGCGGUUCAUGAAUUGCCAGCCACAGGGGCAUCCAGUUAUGAAUGCGCUUGAUGAGCUCAUACGGGAGGUCACUUGCCAUUAUUCCGCGACGGUGUCAAAUUUGAUCGUCACGUCCUCGCUCGACUUCAUGACUUCCAGCUUACUUGACAGUGAGACCAAAGAUAUGCCGAUCUCGCUGCAGGCUCCCUCGUACCCCGAGUUCUCUAGGCUGCUAUCAGGCUUGUCGACUGCGUACGGACUCUGCAUUUUCCCUUCCACACUCCCGCUUCGGGAAUACGUUCAAUGUAUGCCGGAUCUAGCCAUAGUCAUAAACCACACAAAUGAUAUAUUGUCAUACUACAAAGAGGAGAUCGAAUGCGAAACCGUCAACUACCUGUCACUUAUGGCAGCAUCUCGUGCUCUCACCAAAGAGGACGCUCUCUCUGAGCUUAUCGAAACAACUGUACGAGCAUAUCACAAUGUCCUCGAAUUUCUAAGGCCGCGUCCUGUGGCAUAUAACGCUUAUGUCGCGUUUUUCGAUGGGUAUGUCAAAUUCCAUGCUACCUUGAAAAGGUACAAGCUGGAAGAGGUUAUGUCGGAGAUGUCAUCUUGA
This is a messenger RNA of Suillus discolor, 879 nucleotides long. Its product is annotated as terpenoid synthase. Gene Ontology annotation, molecular function: carbon-oxygen lyase activity, acting on phosphates. The record is from RefSeq and is a predicted model, not a curated record. The annotation marks the transcript as partial. NCBI's taxonomy places the organism in Eukaryota, Fungi, Basidiomycota, Agaricomycetes, Boletales, Suillaceae. The transcript is spliced from 3 exons.